Molecule: messenger RNA, 5334 nt
Organism: Stomoxys calcitrans (stable fly)
Lineage: Eukaryota; Metazoa; Arthropoda; Insecta; Diptera; Muscidae
Exons: 1
Coding region: 1-5334 (1777 amino acids)
Biological process (GO): DNA integration
Molecular function (GO): nucleic acid binding
Source: RefSeq, a predicted model, not a curated record
AUGGAACCCUCUAACCAGGCGAAUUCGGCUACUGGCAGCUCUGCUGUGAAACCUUCCCCUAUCCACGAGAAAUUUUUGUUUGACUGUGAUCAUCUGAUCAGCUUUUGCACAGCUUUUGAAAAAGUUGACGUUACGGACCAGACUGAUUCACUUCUUGAAGUCAAGUUGGACGAUUUGGAAGUAAGGUGGAAAAAAUUGCAAAUAGACUAUGAAAGUCUAAUGUUGUCUCCCGAAACAACCAAUACAAAAGACUUCAAGGAGAAUGCUAAAGUGAAUUUUAAUGUGACCUCAGAGGCAUAUUAUGAGACUCGUUCCCAGAUUGUCGACAUUCUGAAGAUAUCAGGAGGGGCUGAUUCCAGAACUAUGUCAACUAGGAAUAGUCUAGCCCCUCAGCACCUUUUCCAGACCAGUUCCAGUGCGCAUGUUUCUGAUACUUACAGCUCGUGCAUAAAAGUCCCGCCAUGUGACACGGAGGUAUUUAAGGGCAGUUACGAGGAAUGGCCCUCCUUUCGUGAUAUGUUCACGGCCGUUUACGUGAACCACCCUAAACUCACCCGUGCUCAGAAACUUUACCAUCUUAGAAAUAAGACUAAAGGUAGUGCUGGCGCUAUCGUGAAAAGAUAUACUCUCUGCGAUGAUAAUUUUGAUCUCGCAUGGGGAGCUUUGAGAACCCGAUAUGAGAAUAAGCGCGUGCUGGUAGACCACCAGCUCAGGAUAUUAUUUGAAAUUCCCGUUGCCACAGAUGAAAAUAGCGAAUCUCUUCAAAGGAUUCACUCUACAGUUAGUGACUGCCUAUGUACACUGAAGUCCUUACAGGUACAGGUAGAAUGCUGGGACCCAAUAUUAAUUUAUUUGGUGUCUACAAAGCUUCCAAAUGAGACUAUUUCGUUAUGGGAACAAUCCCUCAAGUCCCAUCGUGAACUGCCAAGUUGGUCUCAAAUGGACGAGUUCCUUCUUAAUAGAUUUGAGGUCGUGGAAAGAAUAUCCAGCAUUAAAUCAACGAAGGAUAGACAUAGUCUCCCAUCGGUUUCGUACUCCAAAUCCAACGAAAAAAUACAGAUGUACACAUCCCAGGAAAAACUUACAACCUCCUGUACUUUAUGCAAAGAGAAUCAUAGCAUACGAACACGCCCAGAUUUUCGUAAAUUUAAGCCCCAGGAGAGAAUAGAUUUCGUUUUUAAAAAUAAAAUCUGUAAUAAUUGCUUAUCAGAGGCUCACAUGAAACAAAAGUGCAGGAGUAAGAACACUUGUCUCUCGUGCAGGAAACAUCACCAUACACUCUUGCACUUAGACCAACCACCGAUUCGAAAGUCUGAAUCUGGUUCUCAGACUUUUUCACCGAAGCAACAAAUCUCGGCAAAUAGUAUCUCUUCAGAACGACACGAGGAUAUCUCACAAUCGUCAUCGGCAGAGUCAUACUCCCAGGUACAGGCCAAUUUUUCUUCUAACAGUGAAACAAUCUUGCUUAGAACAGCGCUUGUUCAAGUCGAACACAAUGGUGAACUUUUCACAAUUAGGGCUUUAAUAGACCCAGGAUCCCAAAGAACAUUUCUCUCUGAGAGAGUACGAAAUAUGCUCCAAGUUUCAUAUCGAAAAUCUUCGUUCGAGAUAUUUGGUAUAGGCUGCAAGACACAAAAGGCUCACAAAGAAUGUGAACUUGUACUUUUUUCUCGAAGAUAUAACACACGAUGUAGAGUUAAUGCCAUUGUCUUGCCAAAGGUUACACAGAAGCUUCCUGCUGUUUCUUUUGAAAUUCCAAAUUCACCAGAACUGCGAGACCUUGAUUUAGCAGAUCCCAACUUCAAUAAAUCGUCGAAUAUCGAUUUAGUUCUCGGAAAUGACGCUGAGCGAUUCAUUAAUCUCGAGGGUGUUAAGAAGAAUAUUUGUGGUCUGGCUUCGGCGUACAACACAAUAUUCGGUUGGGUACUAAGUGGCCCAAUGCAGGGUGAGAAGAUUCAAGCGUUCACAACGAACGUAAUUCCCACCGAAGAUGAGAAUCUUAGCGAAAUUCUUCGAAAAUUUUGGGAAAUCGAAGAAAUCCCAUCCAUUUCUCCUCGUACAGAAUCCGAAAUAAUUUGUGAAGAGUUCUACCUAAAGACGACUACGCGUCUUCCCAAUGGUCGAUAUGUCGUUAGACUCCCCUUUAAAGAGGAAUUUCCAAACUCCAUUUUUCUUGGCUCUUCAAGAUUUCUCGCUCUUGGACAGUAUACAAGAAUGGAGAAGACACUGAUCAAGGAUGCCGAGCUUCGAGGGGAAUACAGGUCUGUCCUUAAGGAGUAUAUUUCAUUAGGUCAUAUGGAAGAGACUUCUUCUCUCGAACUAGGCUCCGAAGGUAAAUUUAACUCCUUUUACCUCCCUCAUCAUGCCGUAGUGCGACCGGAUCACAAAUCAACCAAGGUCAGGGUUGUUUUUAACGCUUCACGCAAGACAAAAUCCGAUUACUCCCUCAAUGAUGUACUUCAUACCGGUCCCACACUACAAAACGACUUAAUUUCCAUAAUUCUCAACUGGAGAAAAUAUAAGUACGUAUUUUGUGGAGAUAUCCAAAAAAUGUACCGCCAAAUCCUGGUACAUCCCCAAGAUAGAGCGUAUCAAAGAAUUCUGUUUCAAAAUCAAAGCGCAGAGCCUAUAAGAGAUUACCAUUUGAACACGGUCACUUUUGGCAUAAAUUGCGCUCCCUUUUUGGCAAUACGCACUCUACUUCAACUUGCAUCUGAUUCAGAAACAGAAUUCCCCAAAGUCGCAUCCAUUUUGAGAAAAGAAACAUAUGUGGAUGAUAUUUUAUCUGGUGGAUUCACCAUCGAAGAAACCAUCGAAGCACGAAAUGAUUUGAUCGCUGUCCUCAAAUCUGCGGGUUUUCCAUUAAAGAAAAUUACUGCCAAUGCACCGGAGUUAUUAUCACAUUUGCCUCCUGAGGAUUUAUACGAUAUGGACUUAUUAAAAUUGUAUGAAUCAAGCUCCACUAAAACUCUUGGUAUAAAAUGGAAUGCAUUAACAGACUGCUUUUCUUAUGCAUCCAUACCCAUAGAGAAAAAAUCCCAGGCGACUAAACGUCAAGUUCUUUCCACAGUCGCGAAACUUUUCGACCCCGCCGGUUGGAUUACUCCUGUUAUUAUAAGGUCAAAAAUUUUAAUGCAGCAGCUCUGGUUGGAAGGUUCCAAUUGGGACGAAACGAUAAGUCCUGAUUCUCUUGAUACUUGGAACAACUUAAUCGAUGAUUUAGCACACGUAGAGGAUGUCAUUAUACCUAGAUGGAUUAAAUAUUUGCCUACAGAUCUCAUACAAAUACACGGUUUUUGUGAUGCCUCAAAAAUGGCAUACUGCGCUACCGUGUACGUACGAUGCCAGACAACGACAUCUGUAGUUAUUUCCAACCUUCUUAUGGCCAAAAGCAAAGUUGCUCCCAUUAAGACAGUGUCAUUGCCAAAGUUAGAAUUAAACGGCGCUGUGCUUCUAGCCAAACUAGUUCGCUACAUUUUGAACACUUUUGAGAUGAAUUUUGGUUCUGUAUCAUUGUGGACGGAUUCGUCUAUUGUUUUGGGGUGGCUUUCAAAACCCCCAAUGUUAUGGGAAACCUACGUCGCAAAUAGGGCAUCCCAAAUUCAUGAACUAGUUCCCGACGCCAAGUGGAAUUAUGUUUCCACUCAUGAUAACCCGGCUGAUAUAGGCACUCGCGGUUGUAGACCUCAGGACUUGAAGAUCAGUACAUUGUGGUGGAAUGGUCCGCCUUGGCUUACGAAUCCAGAGGGUACUUGGCCAAAAAAGAAUCCGCUAGUCCCUCUAAAGGAACAUGAUGUGGUUCAAAUGCAUCAUGUGGCAGCAGAAAAUAACGAUAUUCUUCUAAGAUUCUCAUCCUAUACAAGGGCAUUGAGAGUAAUCUCAUAUAUAUUUCGCUUCUUCCAUAACUCAAUGCCUGGAAAUACCCGCAAGUACGAAUCGUAUGAUUUGAGCAUGCAAGAAAUGCAAUUCGUGAAAUUUCGUCUUAUAUCACUUGCUCAACGACAAUAUUUUUCAUUAGAAUAUGAGCUGCUUUUGAACUCAAAGCCACUACCAAAUAAAAGCGUUUUAUCAACUUUGAACCCUUUUCUGGAUUCCAAUCAGGUCCUUAGGGUGAAUGGACGCCUGUCUGAUUCAUUUCUUCCAUACAGGGAACGCCAUCCAAUCAUUCUACCCGGUAAUUCUAGACUUUGCCAUCUCUAUUUGCUUCACUUGCACUCAUUUUUAGUUCAUGCGGAAUGCAACCAGAUGUGUAGAUUUGUGCAGACCGAAUUUUAUGUCUCCAGGUUGAAACCAAGGGUAAAGAGCAUUAUAUAUAACUGCAAAGUAUGCGUUUUGUACAAACAGAAGCAAAACACUCAAAUUAUGGCACCUUUACCUCUGGAGCGUUGUACUCUAUCGCCACCUUUCCAUACGACAGGUAUAGACUUCGCAGGGCCAUUUGAGCUAAAAAGCUCAUCCCUUCGCAGGGCACCUACUAUAAAGGGAUAUGUCUGCGUAUUUGCAUGUUUUGCUACAAGGGCAAUACACCUGGAGACAUGCUCUGAUUUAUCAUCUGCCGCAUUUGAGGCUGCGUUUUACCGCUUCGUUGGGAGGCGAGGGCUCCCUCGUAGGAUCGUAUCGGAUAAUGGCAGAAACUUUUUAGGAGCUAGCAGAGCACUAAUUCGUGAGUUUUCCCAGUUCAUUAAAUCUGCUUCUAGCGACAUUUCUAAGAAAUACGCAGCUCAUGGGUUUGAAUGGGGAUUCAUUCCCCCACACGCACCUCACAUGGGCGGCCUCUGGGAGGCCGCAGUUAAAAGUUUUAAAAUACAUUUCAAGAAGAUUGCAGGAGCUCAUAAAUUUACUUUUGAACAGUUUCAAACAAUCCUGGCAAGGAUUGAAGGCGUUUUAAACUCCCGCCCCAUUUCUGCAAUGUCGGACGAUCCAGCCGACUUAACCGCAUUGACCCCAGGCCAUUUUCUUAAGGGUUCACCCAUAUUAGCCUUUCCUGAACCACUUUCUCCCAAUAUUUCUCUGAUAAACCGUUGGUUGAAAUUAAAGGCUAUUCACCAUCAAUUCGCCUUGAGAUGGAAGGAGGAAUAUCUCAAGACUCUGCACAAGCGUUAUAAAUGGAAGACAAAAAAACCCAAUUUGAGAGUAGGGGAUUUGGUAGCAAUAAUGGAUGAUUUGUUACCCCCUAGUGAAUGGCGAUUAGGAAGAAUAGAGAAGACUUAUCUAGGUUCGGACAAUAAUGUUAGAAUUGCAGACGUACGUACUGCAACUGGAAUUCUAAAUCGGCCAAUUGUCAAAUUAUGUUUUCUUCCAUUCGAGAAUACGACGGAAUCAAACUCAAAUUAA